AACUAAUGGUCCUGUCGUGAACUAGACUAACUAAAUCAACUGCAUCAAGCUCGCUGACUCAGCUCCUAUGCACAUCAUAUGUAUCACUUAGUAAGCACAUCAGUACACAGAUCACAUGACCAGCGUCGUUCUCUACCGCAACAUCACCACCACAGCCUAUAGACGCCGAUAACAACGAAUAACCCAGCCUACCAUCCACACCGUCACAAUGGCCGGCCCCAGCAAGUCUUUGAUCCUCGACCCGGCCCUCCAGAAAUACUACGAUCUCCACGCAAACCGAUACAAGUACUUCCGGUGGACGCCGCGCCAUGCCUGGUUCUCGUUCCUGUAUAUGGCUCUGAUCCCUGGUGCUUUGGGUUACGUUGCCUACAAUACUGAUGGCAAAUAUGAGUUGCGCGGGAAGCGGAGGGAAGAUACCAUUGUUGAGUGGUAGAUUGUUGUGGUGAUAAGAAGAGAAAGGGGGGUUGUGUAUCUGUACUGCUCGCUAGGUUCAUUGAGUAUUUCAUUCAAUUGGGGGUGUCCUUAGACACAGCUUGUAGCUCCA
Aspergillus homomorphus CBS 101889 is the source of this 544-nucleotide messenger RNA. Its product is annotated as NADH:ubiquinone oxidoreductase 6.6kD subunit. Gene Ontology annotation, cellular component: mitochondrion. NCBI's taxonomy places the organism in Eukaryota, Fungi, Ascomycota, Eurotiomycetes, Eurotiales, Aspergillaceae. The record is from RefSeq and is a predicted model, not a curated record. The coding region runs from base 209 to 433 and encodes 74 amino acids. The transcript has 4 exons.